AUGGCUGGCAACAAUGAAGCUCCCUACGACCCAUACAUCCCUUCUGGGCAGGCUGCAUCCGCGCAGGGCGCCGGCGCUACCAGAACCCAGGCGCUGCAAGCAGAAAUCGACAACACGGUCGGUGUGAUGCGCGACAACAUCAACAAGGUCUCACAGCGCGGCGAGCGUCUCGAUGCCCUGCAAGACAAGACAGACAACCUGGCCGUGUCGGCCCAGGGCUUCCGCCGCGGUGCCAACCGCGUGCGCAAGCAGAUGUGGUGGAAGGACAUGAAGAUGCGGAUGUGCCUGAUUGCCGGCAUCAUCAUCCUCAUCCUGGUCAUCGUCGUCCCAGCUGUCUCUUGUACGCAUGACGAAAGUUGCAGCUUGGCCGACGACGAGAUCGUUGGGUUCGGCAGCUGUCCUGAACUUACGAAAUCUUACGGAUGGAUGGCUAGGGUUAUCGCCGCCGAUGGCUGA
Molecule: messenger RNA, 456 nt
Organism: Grosmannia clavigera kw1407
Lineage: Eukaryota; Fungi; Ascomycota; Sordariomycetes; Ophiostomatales; Ophiostomataceae
Product: synaptobrevin
Exons: 3
Coding region: 1-456 (151 amino acids)
Biological process (GO): vesicle fusion; vesicle-mediated transport
Cellular component (GO): SNARE complex; plasma membrane
Molecular function (GO): SNAP receptor activity; syntaxin binding
Source: RefSeq, a predicted model, not a curated record